Molecule: messenger RNA, 2058 nt
Organism: Periconia digitata
Lineage: Eukaryota; Fungi; Ascomycota; Dothideomycetes; Pleosporales; Periconiaceae
Source: the annotation of a GenBank genome assembly
UCCCGCAUCUACCUCAUUUCACCUCUUGCCAGAGUUCAAUUGUUGCAUACGGGUCGCUGAGCCAGCAAUUAUUGCAAUUCAUCAAAAUGGAAAUUUUCAAUGCCACGGGAAGAGAAAUCGAUGUGCGACUCAUCAUAUGCGGUGUGGGGGUGCUGCUCGCCAUUGUCUCAUUCGUGGUAUCCCGCCGAGCUGAACCGCUGCAAGGCAUACCAGUGAUGACUGGAUAUGGAGACGACCAUGAAAAAGCUAUGGUGGAAGGUACAAUGAAAUAUCCAGACAGUCCCUUCAUUGUGCCAACCCAACGACCCCUCGUUAUUGUACCAACAUGCUGCUAUGAAGAACUCAAAAACGUACCCCAAACAAAGGCCACAUUUUGGGAAUUUCAAAAGAAGGAGAUGUGUGCAGAGUUCACUGGCAUCUUUCAACACAACGUGGAACUCAAUCAAGCACUGCGGCUUCAUUUGAACCGAAACAUCUCCGACACCGUCAACGAGAUAGAAGACAAGAUGGGCUGGGUCUUUGACAAAGAACUAGGCACUUCUCAAGAAUGGAAAUCGUUCCGUGUGCACCAAGUUUCCGUACGCAUGAUUGCGCGACUGGUGGCUGGUGUGUUUGUUGGCCCUCGCUUCGUCCUGGAUGACGAGUGGACCAAUCUCUCGCUUGGUCUCGCCACAGACCUGGUUUACGCCAGGGAUGCUAUCAAGAAAUGGCCAACGUGGAGUCAACCUUUUGUGGGACACUUUCUUCCGGAAAUUCGCACUACCAAUCGACAGAUUACCAGGAUGGCGGAGAUGUUAAAACCCGUCAUUAGCAGUAGUGUCUUGGAAAACGCUGGUACUGAACGUCAUAUCUACGACGAGGAAAAGCUACGACCGGCUUCCAAAGACGAGAAAUCUGAAGGUACCUUCAUGUCAUGGGUGCUGGACAGGCUGAAUAGUACGGAUGCGGAGGUUAUUGCGAGGGUUCAAUUAAGCUUAUCCUUUGCCUCCAUUAAUACGACUACAAAUGCACUUUGCUACAUACUACUAGAUUUGGCAACAAAACCCGAAUAUACGGAACCGUUACGUGACGAGAUCGAUCAUGUUAUUCGGGAGGACGACGUUCGCGAAGACGAGAGUGGAAUUCUGAGGUUCAAACCGUCGAGCCUGUCGAAGCUCUGGAAACUAGACAGCUUCAUGAAAGAAAGUUCCCGGCUAUCCAAAAAUGGCAUCACUUGCUUACGCAUGGUCAUGGACCCCAUAACCCUUUCCACCGGUCACAAACUUCCCAGGGGAACCCGACUAGCGUUCGACAUGAGGAGCGCCCACACAACCACGCGAUCUCAAACCUUCUCCCCGGAGUACAAUCCACCAGAGAACAAACCUCCCAAUGAGUUUGAUGGGUUCCGAUUCUAUCGUCUGCGGAAGAUGCCCGGGAAAGAGAACAAGCAUCUCUUUGUGACGUCAUCACCUGACUCUCUGACUUGGGGCUAUGGCAAUCACGCCUGUCCCGGACGUUUCUUCGCGGAUUAUGAAUUAAAGGUACUGUUGAUUGAGCUUCUGCGCAAGUGGGACUUUCGAGUUAAGGAUGCUGAAAAAACGAACUCUCAGGCGCUUAGGAAGAUGAGGGAGCUUGUGGUGGUUGUUCCGAAGGACGCGGAGAUUGAAUUGAGAAGGAGGAAGCUAUGAGUCUUGGAAGUCAUUGAUAGGCGCAUAGCGAUAGGUCUUAUACAAUGCGAUCCUCUUCAACAUAAAAGUAUGGUCGUGAGUGAAUCUUGGAGAUUUAUGUCGCAACUACUUUUCCUGUUCAUGCCAUGUUUUUCCUCGUGUGAAGUGUUCUUUGGACUAUCAUGAACUGAGAAACAACCGCGGCUCAUAACAUCUGACGUCUUUUCUUUUGGGCUAGAGAUUUAUUUUGCGGCGAAUGUCACAAAACAAUCAAUUUGCUUGCUGCAGUGGCUGUGACACAUUCAUUCUAAGAGAUAAUUACAGUUUAUGCGCUUCGCAUUACCAGCCAUACUCUCUGCCGAUUCUCUUAGCCAUGAUACAAUUCCUGAUUCCGGAUCAUGACCCUAUGACC